This is a messenger RNA of Pieris rapae (cabbage white), 1363 nucleotides long. RefSeq names its product inositol-pentakisphosphate 2-kinase (gene Ipk1). Gene Ontology annotation, biological process: inositol phosphate biosynthetic process. The transcript has a single exon. Gene Ontology annotation, molecular function: ATP binding; inositol-1,3,4,5,6-pentakisphosphate 2-kinase activity. The record is from RefSeq and is a predicted model, not a curated record. NCBI's taxonomy places the organism in Eukaryota, Metazoa, Arthropoda, Insecta, Lepidoptera, Pieridae. The coding region runs from base 52 to 1257 and encodes 401 amino acids. Gene Ontology annotation, cellular component: nucleus.
UACAUUUAUGUAGAAGUUUAUACUUAAAAGGUUCGCAGGUUUUGUUUAACAAUGAACACAUUAAAUAAGAAACAAUGGAAAUACAUCAAUGAAGGAAAUGUACAUAUUGUGUUGCAAAUAUUGGAUACAUGUAAAGUUAUUCGGCUUAUUAAAGACGAACAAAGGAACGUAGAUAUUACGACAUAUAUUAACUCUAUUGAGUUUGUUAAUAUUUUAAUGUUGCCUUUGGUGUGUAAAGGUCAUGCUUAUAAGGAAGAAAUACUUUGUUUGUCAAAUCAUGAAAUUACAGAACUCACUACAACACUUCUUCAAAUUAGACCUAAGCACAGAAUACAUAAAAUGUCCAUAAGCCAGUUUGCACUGAGUGCUCCCAAUUUGACAAUAUUGGAGCCCACAAUUACUAACUAUUGUGUAGAAAUUAAAACAAAAGAAGGAUUUUUAGCUAAAACUUUAGAAGAGUAUUCUAGAUGUUACUAUUGUAUGAAACAAUUUCUCAAACUAUGUGACAAACAAAUUGAUAAGAUAAGCAAAUACUGCCCUUUAAAUCUAUAUUCAGGUGAUAGAAAAAGGAUGAAGGUGGCAUUGGUAAACUUAGUUGAGAAUCCACAAAAUAAUUUUAAAAUGUUUAAAAAUAGUGAAAUCAUCUAUAGUGAAAAUUCAAGUAUAGAAUUUGAACAGAUAAUCAGUACGACAAUUUUAAAUUCUACCAAUGUUUUUUUUGACUUAAUUAUUAACAUACUAUUAAGUGAUGGGGAAUCAGAUAUAGUAUUGAAUGAAACUACUGGAGUUAUCCCAGAAACAUCACAUAAAUGCAAUAAAAAACAAGAUUUGCCUCCAAAUUCAUUUCUCUAUAAUCUUGUUGAAAUACAGUCACUUUCCAACAACUUAAAUAUUGACUAUACAGCUAUAGAUGACAUAAAUAUUUCUGACUUAAUAAAAAAAGUUAAGGACAAAAAUUACAACCUAAGAAAUUCUAUAGAUAGAAAAGAAUUUAUUAAUAGUGUUGACCCUCUUCACUUAGCUUUAAUAUCUGCUGUAGCUAAAGAUUGUUCAGUCAUGAUAACAUUUACUGAACAAAAUUGUGAAGGGUACCCAAUUAUACAAUUUGGAGACAAAAAAAUGUCAUACAGAAUAGUAGUAACUGAUUUGGAGCCAAAAACAGUGAAAAGUAUUAUCAAAAGGAAGGAUACAGAGAAAAAACUGCAACAACUAAUAAAGAAGCAAAACAAUAAUGCUGCAAAUGCAGAUUGCUCAUAAAAACUAAAAAAAAAAACAAAACAAUAUUUUGCCUAAAAGUCAGUUGUAGGAGAAAUCCAUAUAUAAAUUAUUCUGCCAAACAGCAACUGUAAUAAUUUGCCUGCUG